Messenger RNA from Drosophila erecta, 5008 nucleotides. RefSeq names its product transcriptional activator cubitus interruptus (gene ci). Gene Ontology annotation, biological process: regulation of transcription by RNA polymerase II. NCBI's taxonomy places the organism in Eukaryota, Metazoa, Arthropoda, Insecta, Diptera, Drosophilidae. Gene Ontology annotation, molecular function: DNA-binding transcription factor activity, RNA polymerase II-specific; RNA polymerase II cis-regulatory region sequence-specific DNA binding. The transcript is spliced from 6 exons. Gene Ontology annotation, cellular component: nucleus. The record is from RefSeq and is a predicted model, not a curated record. The coding region runs from base 511 to 4731 and encodes 1406 amino acids.
AAGAGAUCUGAACUGCUCCAUCUAAACUAACGAAGCAUUGCAACAGCUUGUGUUAAUGUCGCUCAGUCCACUCGUAAGAAACACAGGAAUAAGACGCAGCAUUCGAAAAUUAUUGACUUGUCUUACAAAACUAAUUUUUAUUGUUCCCUACUUAAAAUUUUGUGAUAAAUAUAUAAGUUCCGGACUGUUAAUCUUAUGCACGUGUGAGAUUUCGCGAUGAAAUUCAUUACCUAGAAAGCCGAGAGCAUAAGCUUACACAAUUAAAAUAUGUGAUAUGAGUAUUAUAUACUACAAUGUAUUAAUCAUUGUCCAACGUUUUAAUGAAAGAGUUUCCUUAAAAUUGUUGAAAUUGCUAAUAAAAAGUGGAAACUAAUUUGUGGAAGUUGAUGAAAUGCCUCUCUGUCAAAAAUUUUCACGCCGACGGUGAAUAUUAAAUAAAAGGAUAUAUGCUGUUCGGUUUCUUGAAUUCAUAAAAUAUCGUCGUCCUUGUUGUGGACUAACUUCAUUAAAAUGGACGCCUACGCGUUACCAACAUAUUUUCCACUUGCGUAUUCUGAAUUGCAGUUUUUAGCAUCCAGACGAGCAGCUGCAGUCGCUGCAGCGGCAACAGUAUUACCAGGAUCCCCAUGUAUAAACCAACUUCACCCCACUGACGUUUCAAGCUCGGUAACAGUUCCAUCAAUAAUUCAAACGGUUGGACCAUCAGAUUCAAUUAAAACUUCAAUUCAACCACCAAUAUGCAAUGAAAACACUCUUGCAAAUGCUACUGGCCACCAGCACAAUCAUCAGCCUCAACACGUUCACAAUUUAAAUGUUACUGGACAGCCACAUGUACACGACUUUCAUCCGGCUUAUAGAAUCCCCGGAUACAUGGAACAGUUGUAUUCUUUACAACGAAGUAAUUCAACUUCAUCAUUUCACGAUCCUUAUGUAAAUUGUGCAUCAGCGUUCCAUCUUGCCGGACUUGGUUUGGGAUCAGGUGAUUUUUUGGGCAGCCGAGGCAUGAGCUCUCUGGGUGAACUGCAUCAUGCGGCUGUAGCAGCAGCAGCAGCAUCAUCUCUAGCCAGUACAGAUUUUCACUUUAGCGUCGAUGGAAACAGGCCUCGACCACCAGGAGGAAGUAUACGUGCCAGCAUAAGCCGCAAACGGGCCCUUUCGUCAUCGCCUUAUUCUGAUUCAUUUGAUAUUAAUUCAAUGAUUCGAUUUUCGCCAAAUUCUUUAGCUACAAUUAUGAACGGUUCUCGAGGAAGUAGCACGGCUAGUGGUUCAUACGGUCACAUUUCUGCUAACGCCCUUAAUCCAAUGUCUCAUGUACAUUCAACUCGUCUACAACAGAUACAAGCUCAUUUGUUGCGUGCAAGCGCAGGUCUGUUAAAUCCGAUGACAUCACAACAAGUUGCGGCAUCCGGAUUUUCUAUAGGGCAUAUGUCAGCAUCUGCAUGUUUGAGAGUAAAUGACGUACAUCCUAAUCUAAGCGAUUCACCUAGCCAUAUAACGACAUCUUCAACUGUAAGGCUUGUCAAUGAGGAUCCAAACCAGAUUGCAGCGGCGGCACUAUCGUUGAAGAACUUGGAUGAUGGUAAAGGGAAAAAAGGACAUUUUAAAGAUGUGGUCACUGAGCAGCCUUCAUCAACAUCUGGAGCCGUAGCUCAAGUAGAAGCUGACAGUGCCUCAUCGCACUUGUCUGACCGCUGUUACAACAACGUAGUAAAUAAUAUUAAAAGCAUUCCUGGUGACAUUAAAGUAAGCACCCGUUUGGAUGAGUAUAUUAAUUGCGGAACAGCUUCUACUCCAUCUAAUGAAUAUGAUUGCGCUAAUGCUGACACAACGGAUAUCAAGGAUGAGCCCGGAGAUUUCAUUGAAACGAAUUGUCAUUGGCGUAGCUGUUGCAUUGAAUUUAUUACGCAAGAUGAACUUGUUAAACAUAUAAAUAAUGACCAUAUCCAAACUAACAAGAAAGCUUUUGUCUGUCGAUGGGAAGAUUGUACUCGCGGUGAAAAACCAUUUAAAGCGCAGUAUAUGCUUGUUGUGCAUAUGCGUCGUCAUACCGGUGAAAAGCCACACAAAUGCACGUUUGAAGGCUGCUUUAAGGCGUAUUCACGUUUGGAAAACCUUAAAACACAUUUACGGUCACACACAGGUGAAAAACCAUACACUUGCGAGUAUCCGGGAUGUAGCAAAGCCUUUAGUAAUGCUAGUGAUCGUGCAAAGCACCAAAACAGGACACACAGUAAUGAGAAACCGUACAUUUGUAAAGCACCUGGAUGCACAAAACGUUACACCGACCCAAGCUCUUUGAGAAAACAUGUAAAAACAGUCCAUGGUGCUGAGUUUUAUGCAAAUAAAAAACAUAAAGGAUUACCUUUAGAUGACGUAAACUCUCGGUUACAACGAGACAACAGUCACAGUCGGCAUAAUCUUCAAGAGCACAAUAUCGAUUCAAGCCCUUGCAGUGAAGACUCACAUAUGGGAAAAAUUUUAGGCACGUCUAGUCCUAGCAUUAAAUCAGAAUCAGAUAUUAGCUCAUCUAACCAUCAGUUAGUAAAUGGAGUUCGAGCAUCUGACAGUUUGCUAACAUAUUCACCAGACGAUGUUGCUGAAAAUCUUAAUUUGGAUGACGGCUGGAAUUGUGACGACGACGUGGACGUAGCAGACCUACCAAUUGUUUUACGUGCUAUGGUGAAUAUUGGUAGCGGACAUGCGUCUGCCUCGACUAUUGGAGGUGCUGUUUUGGCUAGGCAACGGUUUAGAAGUCGUCUUCAAACGAAAGGUAUAAACUCAAGUACGAUUAUGCUUUGCAACAUUCCGGAAAGCAAUCAUACCAUUGGAAUCAGCGAACUUAAUCAGCGUAUUACAGAACUGAAAAUGGAGCCAGGUACCGCUGGUGAAAUAAAAAUUCCUAUGCCCACCAACACGGCCAUAGGAGGAUUUCCUGAAGAACUCUUACAAAACCAAGGAACUUCUCGUAAUACAGUAUUGAAUAAGCAAGGAAUUUCCACUGCAUCCGGCUCGGUGCAAGGACAGUUUCGACGUGAUAGUCAAAAUUCCACUGCAAGCACUUAUUACGGUAGUAUGCAAAGUCGUCGUAGCAGUCAGUCAUCACAGGUGUCUUCUAUACCUACUAUGCGACCAAGCCCCACGUGUACCACGACUACAGCUUCCUUUUAUGAUCCCAUUUCACCAGGGUGCUCACGGCGCUCUAGCCAAAUGUCAAAUAGUGCUAAUUGCUAUGCAUUUUCUUCCACAUCAGGAUUACCUAUAAUAAACAAGGACUCGAACAACAGCACGAAUGCAUUUAUCAAUAAACCGAAUCUUGGAGUUAAUAGUGUUGGAAUUGACAAUAGCAGUCUUCCCCCGCCUCCAUCAUCCCACUUAAUUGCAACUAAUUUAAAGCGCUUACAGGGGAAAGAUUCAGAAAAUUGUUAUCACAAUUUCACUAGCGGUCGAUUUUGUAUUCCUAGUUGUAUGCAUUCCCUACACAUGAAAAACAGCAAUCCUGUCGGACAAAACGAAUUUGAUAAAGUAAUAGCGAAUAAUACAUUACGACGUCAAACUGAGCCAGUGCCAAACUUAAAUUUAGAUUCAUUAACAAAUAUUCCUCGCUUAAGUACAACACCGAAUAGCUUUGAUAUUACUGUUGGAAAGACUAAUAAUAUAGCAUCGUCUAUUAAUAAGGAUAGUUUAAGAAAGGAACUGUGCACUGUUCCAAUUAAGGCUGACAUGGCAAUGACUAGUGACCAACAUCCAAACGAAAGAAUAAAUCUGGAUGAAGUUGAAGAACUUAUACUUCCCGAUGAAAUGCUUCAAUACUUAAGCUUGGUAAAAGAAGACACAAAUCAUACGGAAAAAGAACAUCAAACUGAAGCUAUGGGGUCUAGUGUAUACGAAACAUUAACUUCAAACCACUACCGAGAACAAUCAAAUAUAUAUUACUCCAAUAAACAAAUUUUAGCACCGCCUUCUAACGUUGAUAUACAACCAAAUACAACAAAUACAAUACAAGACAAAUUUCCAAUGACGGCGAUCGGGGGUUCAUUCAGUCAGAGACAAUCAAGUACUCUAGUUGUACCAAAUGAACAUGGGCAUGCCAAAUGCGGUAGCUUCCAUCACCAGUGUGAAAAAAUUAUAAACACUGACAUUGAUAUCAAGCAGCAAACACCAUUACCGCCAGCAUAUCAACGACAAACAGAAAAACCAAAUUUUAAUCAAAUCAUAGACUCAUCGAUGACUAGCUUGCCAGAGCUUAAUGUAGUUUCAAUAUAUACACAAAACGAAACAGAAAAUAUUUUUGAAGUACACAGAGACCAUGAUAAUGAAAUCCAAUGCGGAAUUAUAAGUCAGUCUCAAAUGUCUCCUUCUACUAAUUUGAAUAAUGAAGGCCAGAUUUCUACCGCAAAUAUACAACCAAUAACAAUAUCCAAAUUAUUUUCCUCUGAAACACAAAAAAUAGUUUGUGACACACAGACGAAUAAUUCUUCUGUUAUGCAUUUAGAUACAUACCAGCGUACUCUGGAAUAUGUACAAAGUUGUCAAAACUGGAUGGAGACGAACAGCACAGUUACCAAUCCAAUUCAAGCACCUCCGGGGGGAAUGCAGGUAAACACAACAUUGUGGCCUGAUGUUAGCAGCUCUACACAUCCAUAUCAUGGGACAAAUAUGGUGAUCAACGAUAUGACAACAUCCCUUUCGUCCUUACUCGAGGAGAAUAGAUAUCUUCAAAUGAUGCAGUAAAAAAUGUUAUCUAGAUUACACUGACAAGAAAUCAGUUACAAUAAAUGAUUUUCUUUUUAGUUUGAACUUCCUUUAUAGGCAAUAGGAAAUAGGCAAUAAAAAAUUGAAUUUACAUUGAAUUCUUUGAUUAAGCAACUGUCAUAUUUUGUACACCAGUAUUUAUAAUCAAAAUCAUUUUAUUAUUCUUCAAAAACGAGAAUUUAAUUUUAAAAUAAUGCAACAAUGUCUUCCGAGCUAUUUAAGAAAUUAAAAUGCAAAUUAUACUCUUAUUAAAUAA